GAGAGAGAUUCUUCCACACAAACCAGCGAAAAAGCGAAAGCGCAUUCCUCGUGAUUCUGCUGGGUUUAAAUCCCCUGCGACGCACCUGAGCUCGACCAUUUACAAUCUCUGCGGCCGAGAGAGAGGUAGAGGGAGCUAAUUGGUUCGAAGAAUGACGUCGGAUGGGGCGACUUCAGCGGCGACGACGGCGCGGAGGAAGCCGUCGUGGCGGGAGAGGGAGAACAACCGGAGGAGAGAGCGGAGGAGGAGAGCCAUCGCGGCGAAGAUAUUCGCCGGCCUCCGAGCUCAGGGAGACUUCAAUUUGCCCAAGCACUGCGACAAUAACGAGGUCCUUAAAGCUCUCUGCCUCCAGGCCGGCUGGACCGUCGAGGACGACGGCACCACGUACCGGAAGGGUUUAAAGCCGAUUCAAACUGAUACGCCGGCCGCAUCAACCAAGAUCAGCCCGUACUCGUCGCUAAAUCCGAGUCCAAUCCCGUCCUACCAAGUCAGUCCGUCGUCUUCGUCCUAUCCCAGUCCCACCCGCUUCGAUCCUGUCGUUAAUUCAUCCAAUCCAAUUCACUAUCUCCGCUCUGCAAUCCCCCCAUCUCUUCCUCCCCUGCGAAUUUCCAACAGUGCCCCUGUAACCCCGCCGCUCUCCUCCCCGACCUCCAGACGCCCCAACCCAAUUCCUAACUGGGACACCAUUGCCAAACAGUCCAUGGCCUCCUUCGAUUACCCGUUUUACGCCGUCUCCGCUCCAGCGAGCCCGACCCGCCAACACCAUCCUCAUCCUACAGCUGCCACUAUCCCCGAGUGCGACGAGUCCGAUGCUUCCACCGUCGAUUCCGGACAAUGGGUUUGCUUCCAGAGAUUUGCUCCUUCGCUGUCAGCAAUGCCAGCCUCUCCGACCUUCAAUCUUGUGAAGCCUGCUUUCCCUCAGCAGAAUAUUCCCGCGGAUCAAAUCCCGGACGUAAAGCCGUGGAUCGGAGAGAAGAUUCACGAGGUGGGAUUGGAUGACUUGGAGCUCACGCUUGGGAAUGGUAAGGCUCGGAUUUAAUCCAAUCCCGAAUUCGGGAAUUAGUAGUGUGAGCUACUGAGUUAUGAAAGAUGAUGAGGAGAAAAGAGGUUGGUGAUCUGCCACAACCCUUUCUGGAUCAAUCUGCAUAUUUCGAACCAUACUUGUUGUUUGUAAGAUCUGAAGUUAUUUUAUUUCUUAGUUUUUCCAUUCGAAUUUGUUUGAGAUGAUUUAAUUUAGAUAUUGGUAUUGUUGUUGUGUA
Pyrus x bretschneideri (Chinese white pear) is the source of this 1259-nucleotide messenger RNA. RefSeq names its product protein BRASSINAZOLE-RESISTANT 1. Bases 152 to 1039 code for a protein of 295 amino acids. Gene Ontology annotation, biological process: DNA-templated transcription; brassinosteroid mediated signaling pathway. Lineage: Eukaryota; Viridiplantae; Streptophyta; Magnoliopsida; Rosales; Rosaceae. Gene Ontology annotation, molecular function: DNA-binding transcription factor activity. The transcript has 2 exons. The record is from RefSeq and is a predicted model, not a curated record.